Molecule: messenger RNA, 1541 nt
Organism: Aphanomyces astaci
Lineage: Eukaryota; Oomycota; Saprolegniomycetes; Saprolegniales; Verrucalvaceae
Exons: 4
Coding region: 37-1365 (442 amino acids)
Cellular component (GO): membrane
Source: RefSeq, a predicted model, not a curated record
GAAUCGUCCACCAGAUCUUUUUGGCCCACGCGUGCAAUGAUGAGCAUCACGUGGACGUACGCGAUCUUGGGAGCGGCGACGCUUUUCUGCGGGGCGAUGGGGACGAUUCUCAUGAAGGUUCAGUUCAGUCUGAACGUCAGCGGCACCGAGCUCUGUUAUGACACUGCCACAAAUGCCACGACAACCGAUUGCCCGUUCCACAAACCGUGGUUCGGGGUGCUUCAAAUGAAACUUGCCAUGUCUCUGUGCUUGAUUUACCUCCUCGUCCGUCAAAAGGUCACGGGCAAACCGUACUUGGAGUCUCCUGUGUUCAAGCGCAAGCAUUUCGGCACCAAGUACAUGCCGCAGCCUCGAUCGUACGAGGAGCGCCGCACGCUGCUUCAAGAGGCGUACGACGGUCCGUCGUGGAGAACGAUGCUGUUCCUCGUGUUUCCCGCGCUCUUGGACAUCGUCAACACUGUCCUCGCGUUCACGGGGCUGCUGUGGGUGCCUGCAUCCGUGUACCAAAUGAGCAACGGCGCCGUGUUGCUCUUCAGCGCGUUCAUCGCGAUGCGAUUCAUGGGACGCGAGCUGUACUGCUACCAAAUCCUAAGCAUCAUGCUGGUCACUGUGGCAGUGAUCAUUUUCUCCGUGGCAGGCAUUCUCGGCGGCGACCACGACACCGUGUCUCCGUACGAGAUUUACGCCAACUUGACCACGGCGUACGAGCUGCCUACGAUUCCAGUGACCAGCUCGGACGUCCACCAGGCCAUGGGGAUGCUCUUCAUCCUCCUCGCGCAAGUGGUGUUGGCGGCGCAGUUCGCCUUGGAAGAGCACUUUAUGAUCGAGCGCCACGUGAGUCCACUGCUGUUGGUCGGCAUGGAAGGCGCGUGGGGGCUCGUGCUGGUCGUGGGGUUGGUGCCACUGCUGAGCACGACCCCAGCCGCCACCGACUCGAUCGCUGCCCACUUGUGGCACGAAGACUUUACCGACACAUGGGUCAAACUAAAAGGCUCGUCGUCUCUUGUCGUGCUGGGGGUGGGGUACAUGCUGUGCAUUGGCACGUACAACAUUGCGGCGCUAUAUGUGACAAAGUACCUGUCGUCCAUUGUGCGGAGUAUGCUCGAGGUACUGUAUCCAUAUCCUACGAACGAUCAUGCUCUCCCCGAUAUCGGAUAUCGUUUCGUGGAUAUAACCAUGGUAUGUUUAUAUGUACUACUACUACUACUGUAUACUAGAUUGGUCGGACAGUGGGCGUGUGGGUUGUCAGUCUGGUGGUGUACUACAGCUUCAACUGGGCCGGCCCAAACUCGCCCGGUGAAGCCUGGUCCGACUGGAGCUGGGUGCAGCUGUUUGGGUUUGGGUUGCUGGCGCUGGCAACGUUGACUUACAAGCAGUCGGUCCACUUUCCAUGUCUGGGGCUGUAUCAGAACGCCCGUGGGCUGCCCAUUUCCGCCCAACAAGUCGUCUUCUUGGGCGACCGUCGAUAGACACUCGAUGGGGUUAAUUUCUGCGAUACUGUAUGGUUGAACGCAUUGAAUGCAUGUGUGUGUCUGUGGUGC